Messenger RNA from Dentiscutata heterogama, 663 nucleotides. The record is from the annotation of a GenBank genome assembly. NCBI's taxonomy places the organism in Eukaryota, Fungi, Glomeromycota, Glomeromycetes, Diversisporales, Gigasporaceae.
AAUUGCUUGUUCAAUUCAUUUUUGCAAUGAUUUGGACUUUCGUCUAUUCUAUUGCACCACCAUACUUUCUUGAAAAAGUUUUGCUGUAUAUUCAAGAUUAUUCUGAUAUUGGCGGAGAGACACGAACGAUCGGUUAUUUAUAUGUAUUCUUCUUAUUUGUUGGUUCAGUGAUCCCAGAUUUAUGCUUUCAACAAGCAUCAUAUAUUGGACAACAAUUAUCUGUUAAAUAUAGGCAGGCGAACAUUAUUGAUAGAAUAUAUCAAACAACUAUGCUUCUGAAUGAUGAUGAAAAAAAUAAAGCGGGAAUGAUUACAGAUCUCAUGGAUUCUGAUGCGCAAAAAACAUUUCAAAUUAUUCAUAAAGAUCUCAUGGCUGCAACUGACAAACGCGUGGGAUUAUUAGGCGAAUUACUGCAAGCUAUUCGGGUUGUCAAACUUUAUGUUAUGGAAGAUUAUUUUCGCCGCAAAAUUAUGGACGCUCGUGAUGAAGAACUAAAGAAACUUAACAAUUAUAUGAUUAAAAGAAUUUGCAUGAGGACAUCAUGGACAAUUCUAACAUUUCUGAUGAUGCUAUUCUCGUUUUUUUGGCAUACAAAAAUUCUAGGAAAUACAUUGACUUCGAGUGUCGCUUUUACUGCACUUAUGUUGUUUAAAAAUCUGCGUC